AUGGCGAACCUUUCCCGCACAUCCCUGCGUGACCUCGGAUCUCUCCUGAAACCGAAGUUACUGAAUAGAUCAAAAUGUUGGCCGCUGAAUUUGAAUGGAAUUUUAGCUGUUAUGCACUCCCGGCCGUAUAGCAGUGCGUCACUCCCGCCAGAUGUAUCUCCGGAUAUUAGAAAAUCUUUAAAAGGACCUCUUGGCGUGGAAAAUACAACUAAUAUUCCGCUAAAAACCUAUAAUGUCACGAAAGUCGAUGCAAGACCAAAAUUGUCAGAACAUCAUAAGAUACUAUUUGAUGACAAAAAAAUUUCUAUCCCGUGGGAAGAGGGCAAGACAUCACAUUUCCAACAUUUGUGGAUCAGGGAUCAUUGUCAAUGCCCGGAGUGUUUCCACCCUGACACAAAACAGCGACUGUUGAAUACAUUUUCCAUUCCAAAUCAUGUUAGACCAGAAUCCGUUGAGGCAACUGAAACAGGCAUGCAAAUCUCAUGGAAGAACGGGCAUAAGAGUUUCUUUACGUGGGAAUGGCUGCAUCUACAUUCUUACAACCCACGACUCGAAAGAUAUUUGUCGCCGCAAUUCAAACUUUGGGGAUCCGAAAUUACGGAGUGUCCGCCUGAAGUGGAAUAUGAAUCGGUAAUGGAGACGGAGAAAGGGGUUGCGGAAUGGACAAGAAAGAUAUACAUCUACGGCUUCUGCUAUAUAAACGGGGUUCCGGUCAACCCUGAUGCUACGAAGGCACUCAUCGAACGAAUAGCCCAUAUCCAGCAUACCCACUACGGAGGCUUCUGGUCCUUCACAUCAGAUCUUGCUUCGAAAGAUACAGCUUACACCAGCCUCCCUCUCUCUGCACAUACAGACACAACCUACUUCAGCUCUCCUGCUGGUCUUCAACUCUUCCAUCUCCUCUCUCACACCGGUGGUACUGGCGGUCAAACAUUACUAGUUGAUGGUUUCCGUGCGGCGAAGCUCCUCCGUGAUGAAGACCCUACUUCGUAUAGAAUUCUGUCGAAUACACGAAUACCAGCGCAUUCCUCUGGGAAUAAUGGAAUCUCGAUACAGCCUUACGCGCCUUUCCCGGUGUUGAAUCACCACCCAGUCAAUGGCGAGCUAUUCCAAGUGAGGUGGAAUAAUGAUGAUAGAGCAACGAUGGAUCGAUGGAAUGACCCUGAUGAGGUUGAGGCAUUUUAUGACGCAAUUAGAAGUUGGAAUGAGGUGCUCAAGCGCAGAGAGAGCGAGUAUUGGGAGCAGUUGGUGCCAGGAAAGGCGUUGAUAUUUGAUAACUGGAGAGUUCUUCACGGAAGGGCAGCAUUUGAUGGGUCGAGGACGAUGUGCGGGGCCUAUGUUAGUAGAGAUGAUUUUAUGAGUUAA
Molecule: messenger RNA, 1365 nt
Organism: Morchella importuna
Lineage: Eukaryota; Fungi; Ascomycota; Pezizomycetes; Pezizales; Morchellaceae
Exons: 10
Coding region: 1-1365 (454 amino acids)
Biological process (GO): carnitine biosynthetic process
Cellular component (GO): mitochondrion
Molecular function (GO): iron ion binding; trimethyllysine dioxygenase activity
Source: RefSeq, a predicted model, not a curated record